ACGCAUGCGCAACAGCCCAAGCGGAAAUGGCUGCGAAAAGGAUGGCAUUCGCAAACUUUUUCGGUAGUAAACAAAAAACAUUUCGUCCUAGAAAGAGGGGCAUAUUUGAGGGGACAAUCAAGUUUAAACUUCACAAACAGGCUAAUGCCUCGCUCAAUUCAGGUAUUGACCUCCAGGAAGUAGUGAAGCUCCCACAUGGGGAGGAUCGUAACGACUGGAUCGCUGUCCACGUGGUGGACUUCUUCAACAGAAUCAACAUGCUGUAUGGUACUCUGUGUGAGUACUGUACGGAACAGACCUGUCCUACAAUGUCAGGGGGACCAAAGUAUGAUUAUUAUUGGUGUGAUGGUAUAAAUUACAAGAAACCUACAGCCCUACCAGCCCCCAAAUACAUCUCCAAUCUCAUGGAAUGGGUAGAGGAACAGAUCAAUGAUGAAAACAUAUUCCCAGUAAAAGUUGGUGUGCCGUUUCCCAAGAAUUUCACCCCCACAGUAAAGAAGAUCCUGACAAGACUGUUCAGAGUCUUCGUCCACGUGUAUAUCCACCAUUUCGAUAAAUUACUGGCACUUGAGGCGGAGGCUCAUGUCAACACGUGCUUCAAACACUUCUACUACUUUAUCAAGGAGUUUGAACUGGUGGAGAAGAAGGAGCUAGAACCACUCCGAGAAAUGACCGAAAGGAUGUGUCACUGCUAACGGGCCUUCAAGCAGUGGAAAAGGCAUGGUAGGGUAAUUGCAUGCUAUAUCUCCACUUUGUGCUAGGAGGGGAGGGAGCGGCACCCCAGGGUAUAGACAGGAGACUUGGAUUCGUAAGACAAGGAAGGAAAAGCAUUACAAAUCCAAGAGUAGCAGAGAGACAAACCUCCGUCAUGGACUUCAUAGCAAUGCAGGGAAUAAUAUUGACUCAUUUUUGUCGUCAUCAUCAUCAUCAUCAUGAUCAUUAUUACAAUGGUUUCAACAUAUAAUUAGGUGUUUAGUGGAGGAAACCGUUAUGUAUGGUCCUCCGAAACCCAAACAGUUACAUGCAUAUAUAGACUUCCUGUGUGUGGAAUAGACCUAUCGCCAACUAACUGACAAUUUGACAUAACAGAUUUCUGGUUCUCAUUGAUUUGAUUAUGAUGUCAUAAUCUAAUCUGUUAGGAUGUCGGCGAUCGUGGUGAUAGAUCAGCUGACAAUUACGGAUUGUGAUUAUUUUUGCUAGCUAGACUAUUAUAUUAGCUGUCUAAUUUGUUGAGAAAUUUUACAAUGCGAACACCUUGGUAUGUUUAUACGUUCAUGAGCAGUUAUCCCUAUAUUAUAUAUCAUUAAUAAAUUAUGUCAUUUUCAUCAUUAUCAGGGGUACGUUCAGAAGCAAAGUCGUUCAUAGAGAGUGUUCUGUAGCAAGUCACUUUCAAAUUAAAUCAAAGGACAAGUAAAAGAGUUUUUUUCCACAAAUGUUGCAGAACGCUUUUUGUUCUGAACGUACCCUAGUUCUUAAAAAAUAAUCUAUAUUUGAAAAUCCAGCUUAACUUUUUUGUCCAUACUUUUCCGAGAUAAGACUCUUGUUUCGAUUUCAUAACAUAAAUUGUAUAUGCAAUUAUAUAAUUGCUUUACAUUUGGAAAAAAUCUUCCAGUGUAGUAUAUGGCAUAUUUUUUUGCUUUUUUGAUAGAUGGUGGAUAACAUUUGAAUUUGAUAGAUAUACAUGUUUUACAGUUUUGUAAUAAAACGAUAUUUCCGCUUCCUGUACUUUGUUAUUGCCCCUUUCGUGGUGUCGAAAUUCAAACAAGUUCGUCUACCCUGAACCCCAAAACAUUUUGAUUGUACAAUAUCUAAUGAUGUUAAGACUAUACAUGAAUGGUUGUAGCAUAAACUGUAUUCAUUACUUUUUCUAUGAAAGCAAAAUACUUAAAAUGCAUCUUAAUUAUAAAGUUUGUUUCCCUUAUACAUCAAGCAUAAAUUAAUUAUCUUAUUACUGUAUACUUCAAACAAUUUUAUCUCAAAAAUUUAGAAACAUUUAAAUUAUGUUGAAGAAAAUUGGAAAAUGGGAUCUGAAAAUGGGUUCGUUCGGUUUUGUUUAACAUCGGUCACACUUCGGGGUCAGGUAUUUUUAAUGCACAUAUUUCAAAAGAAAAACGAACAUUUCCAAAUAUUCAUCAAGUUCAUUUGCUUUCAAUUUAGAAUAUAAUUUUGUUAAGUAUUCACAUUCUCCCUUUGCAAAAAUGAUAACAACUUACUGUGUCAUUUUUAGGUUGAUUUUGUUUCUGUCUGAUUUACUUAAUUAUAACAUUGCCUUUCAGGCAAAUGGUUUUGUCGCUUCUACUUAUUUUUUUUCUUCUGAUUUUUAAUUUGCAGCAUAUAUGACGGCUGGCAUUCCUAAUUUUGAUUAAUAUUGUUAUGAAUUUUGUUAAUUGUUUGUUAAUGUAUGUAUCCAUUUUAGCUGGUCUAAAUUUUUUUGAAAUCUUUCUGUAAAUUGUGUUAAUCUGUUGGUAUCUGAGGCCGCUGUAAAGCACAGUCUCUUUAUUAUUGGUUCAACAACAUUUCAGAUGAUUUUAAAAAAGUGCUUUUAUUAUGCUACACCUGAUUGUACAUUUUAAUUUUCUUUUCUUUAUGAAUGUGCCAAUGUGGUAAUAUGAGUAUGUCAUUUGAUAACUCCAGAUUUUCUCCAAUGUCAAUAUCAAACUUGCUUUGAUUUGUGUUAAUAUUAAAUAAUUUAAUCUUGCUUGCAACAAGCAUUUUCAUUGGCUUACAAAUUUAUGUUAUCAGCCCAUAAUGUAAAAAAAAAAAAAGACGUUGCCGUUUGUAACAUCGCUUUUGAUUUGCUGAUACAGCAGCGCAAUAAUUUCUAAGAGAAAAGAGAGCAUCAAUAAAAGAGUAUUUCCACAGGGAUUGUGUA
Molecule: messenger RNA, 2872 nt
Organism: Mizuhopecten yessoensis (Yesso scallop)
Lineage: Eukaryota; Metazoa; Mollusca; Bivalvia; Pectinida; Pectinidae
Product: MOB kinase activator 3B-like
Exons: 7
Coding region: 27-695 (222 amino acids)
Biological process (GO): positive regulation of protein phosphorylation; signal transduction
Cellular component (GO): cytoplasm; nucleus
Molecular function (GO): protein kinase activator activity
Source: RefSeq, a predicted model, not a curated record